Molecule: messenger RNA, 2982 nt
Organism: Lampris incognitus (smalleye Pacific opah)
Lineage: Eukaryota; Metazoa; Chordata; Actinopteri; Lampriformes; Lampridae
Gene: rnf144aa
Product: ring finger protein 144aa
Exons: 9
Coding region: 598-1560 (320 amino acids)
Biological process (GO): ubiquitin-dependent protein catabolic process; protein polyubiquitination; positive regulation of proteasomal ubiquitin-dependent protein catabolic process
Cellular component (GO): Golgi apparatus; cytoplasm; ubiquitin ligase complex
Molecular function (GO): ubiquitin conjugating enzyme binding; zinc ion binding; ubiquitin protein ligase activity
Source: RefSeq, a predicted model, not a curated record
CGUCCCUCCAGUGCGAAGCAGCUGAUUAUUCCCCGCCGAGGAUCGCAGCGGGCUCGGUGGAGAAGUAAACACACCACCCACGGAUGUCGGCAGCAUGAGAGACCGUUGCUCCGCACAGGACCUCGGACGGAGACUGACGGCUGGACGUUGUGCGCUCCGCAGCUACCACAUCUAGCCUGCUGCUCCUGUGUACAUUUCUGCUGUAUGCCAGCCAAAUAAAGGACACGGAGCUGUCAGCUGCAGUAUUCCUCUGUUUUGAUUUUUUUUUGGAUUUUUUUUUUACCUCCGGUCCUUUCUUUUCCGCUGACGAUUGUUGGCGUUUCACCAGGCCGCGGGUUAUAGACGAUUGAGGCUCCGGUAAAGCGGGUCAAAUGUUUCCUCCCCGGCGCUGGACGGAUGCAUAAUAAUAAUAAUAUGGACAACGCGGACAGCUCCCAUUCCCAGAUAUCCUGCCUCUGCUGACUAGCCGGCCACCUCUUCGCUAAUCCAAUUCAGGAGAUCUCUUCGGCUUGGGCGGCGGUGGUUUUCCAUUCCUUCCGGAGGCUACCUUGUCUAGACGGCGUUCUCUGCAGACGCCAGUCCUCCCUCGGUUUCCUCAUGUCUCCAGAAGAGAGGACAUUUAGGUGGGACCACAGCAGAGCAAAGGAAUGGCAGGAGACCAGCUCUGUGAGGAUGACCACAGCGCGGUAUCGUCCCACUUGGGAGCUGGCCCUGGACCCACUGGUUUCAUGUAAGCUGUGCCUUGGAGAGUUUCCCUUGGAGCAGAUGACCACCAUCACACAGUGCCAAUGUGUCUUCUGCACACUGUGCCUGAAGCAGUAUGUGGAACUUCUGAUCAAAGAGGGCCUUGAAACUGCAAUUACCUGUCCUGACUCUGCCUGUCCAAAAAGGGGACACUUGCAGGAAAAUGAGAUUGAGUGUAUGGUGGCCACAGAUAUGAUGCAGAGAUACAAGAAGCUUCAAUUUGAAAGAGAGGUGCUGCUGGACCCAUGCCGGACAUGGUGCCCAUCCUCAACAUGCCAGGCCGUGUGCCAGCUAAAGGAGGUGGAAACGCCAGCGCUGCCUCAGCUGGUCCAAUGUGCCGUCUGUGCCCUGGAGUUCUGCUCAGCUUGCAAGUCCAACUGGCACCCCGGGCAGGCCUGCCAGGAGAGCAACCUGCCCAUCACCUCCUUUCUACCAGGAGAGAACAGCUCUUCCCAUAAGAGCGACGAAGAUGAUGCACCAAUCAAGCGCUGUCCUAAAUGUAAAGUUUACAUUGAGAGGGACGAAGGAUGUGCCCAGAUGAUGUGCAAGAACUGCAAACAUGCCUUCUGCUGGUAUUGUCUGGAGUCUCUGGAUGACGACUUUCUCCUGAUCCACUAUGACAAAGGGCCCUGUCGAAACAAACUGGGCCACUCCAGAGCAUCUGUUAUCUGGCACAGAACGCAGGUUGUAGGGAUCUUCGCUGGGUUUGGCCUGCUCCUGCUGGUUGCCUCCCCCUUCCUCCUUUUGGCCACUCCCAUUGUCCUCUGCUGCAAGUGCAAGUGCAGCAAAGGCGACGACGACCCGCUGCCCACCUAAACACCACCACCGGUCUUGGGACGAAGCGGACAGCUGCCCCAGGGAUAGGCCAUGUUUUUUCCUUUUCACCCCUUUACAUUCUUUUCCUCCCACCAGCUUCGAGUGCUUCAUUUUUCAGGGCUAGUUCUGCGCCUGCCCUGGCCGCUUUGGGAUCCAUCGCUCUGCAUGGGAGAGGCUUGGGGGGGGAGGGGGGUGACACCCAGGGUCAGACUCAUGGAAGGACCACAGUGUCCGCUGUGUGUGAGAAGGUAGUGGUUUUGGCUACGUGUAGAAAGUCAAGGCGAUUUCAAGAAGGGCCUUAGCCAGUGUGUUACAUUGGCGUGGUACAUACGGUGGAUUGUUGUCAUUAUAAGCAGAAGAAAGAAAUGUUACAGAAUGCAAGUCACUAUUUUCUUGUAUGGGCGUUCACACAGCAACCACUCUAAGGAGAACUUUUACUUUAUCGCUCUGUUUUGUUGGUUUGUCGUAUGCAAAAAAAAAAUAUAUAUCUAUGUGUGUGUAUAUAUAGCUUUCUCCCACCGCUGCCACGCUCUGAGUAGCUCUAGAGGAUCAGUCAGUAAUCAGUAUAGUUAAACCACACGCGUCUGGUUUUCACUCUGUUUGCACACACAACAUGGUGUCUGUCAUGUUCAGGACCGUGGAUGGAGAUGGGAGGCUGUCGUCACGCUCAGCUCUCUGUACAGCACGUCCUUUUGAUGAUGUCAAUGUUUUAUAAACUUCCGCUUUUAACAGAACUGUGUCCUGAGUCGUAAUCCAUGUACCAUACCUUUGAGUGUUUCCCCAAGUCAUUUGUUUCAUACGGAUGUUAAAACGGGAUUACCACUCAAAUUUACGAAAACCCCUAGUUAUUCUCGGUCCGGGAAAGUCUACUCGGUGCUUCUAUGUUUUGCGAGCACAGGCAAAAAUAUAGAAAACUGAAGCUCUGACUUGAGAUCCGUGAGAAGGCUUGAGACAAGAGCUUCUAUUGCACUAUUUACAGCAUUUAACUAGAGAAUGUACUCUUAUCCUUGCUAAAUCCCUGCAGGGUCUUAUCCCAUUCACUUAUACCACCGCUCUCAAUUCAUCCUCUGUGGGCCAGCAUCAUCACCGAUUUAUACUGAGAUGUCAAGUCAGAGUCUGAAUUCUCUGAUUUAUGGCUUAGCGCAUAUGGCGUAUGUUCACAUAUAUUGAUUUGGAUGAGUUAGACUACAAAAAAUUAAGGACUUUUUUUUUCCUUAUCUAAAAUUGAGUGGUGGGGGCAUCCAGGUAGCGUAGCAGUCUGUUCCGUUGCCUACCAACACGGGGAUCACCGGUUCGAAUCCCCGGGUUUCCUCCAGCUUGGUUGGGCAUCCCUACAGACACAAUUGGCCGUGUCUGCGGGUGGGAAGCCAGCCGGAUGUGGGUAUGUGUCCUGGUUGCUGCACUAGCGCCUCCUCUGGUCGA